AUAGUGGCUUCUAACACUUUUUGAACAGUAUGUUGGACUGAUUUGGUAUCCAUUGGUAUCCAUGAGAUCCAUUGCAAGUUUUUCCCAGAUGCCGCUGCUUGAGCACAAAGAGAACAAGCUUUUGAAUACAUGGCUGUGCUGCUUCCUGGACCCUGUCCAUUUCUAUAAGACAAGAUCUCAUUAUUUCCAAAGCCUGGCUCAGCUUCAAUCAAGUCUUGCCAUUUCUAGGAAACCUCAGAGUUCACCCCAGGCCGAACAACAGCAACAUUUACCUUCCAGUAGAGUCUUUUCAACGGGACAUGACCCAGGGCCAUCAGAAUCAGGAGCUCUCAAGAAGCAAAGCAGGUGCAUUCCAGGACAAGCAGGCUGCAGACACGUCACUGGAUGAAGGGUGAGAAAUGCUUACCUUGCAGGCAUUAGGCACUCCAAAAUGUCCAGGUCAAAUCUGGGUGGAAAGGGGGAUUGCAAGUACUGUAAGACUGUGGUAUACAAGCAUGGCUUUGUGUGUGUCUGUAUGAAAUGGUGAUGGAGUCUCUUGACUUUUAGAAAAUGAUGAUACUUCCUUUCCUCUGUAUUAUGUUCAUAGCAAGUCCCUUAUACCCUUAAGUGAAAUGUAAUAUGAAUUAUUAACCCCAGUAUAAUAGGACAGACAUAUGUCUUGAUUGUAGAAGAAACCAGCUUUGUAAAAAAAUGUACACUUCUUCUAAAUCAAAAAUUAAUUUUGGCAUUCUAAUAGAAAUCACAAACAUGAAUUAUUAUGCCAACAAAGUUGGUAAACUGAAGUAAGGCUGAAAUGCUGUGAAACUGCUGGAGGGACAAAGUAAACACUGCCAGCUACAGUUACUGUAAUUGAUACUGCGUGUGGUUUGAUUUGGAUCAGUUGUCCCCAUUUUUAAAAGGUCAGUGUCACUCUGGCUUUGUGAAGUAAAGCUAUCUAAGCAGACAAUCAUACCCCCAUUUUUCCUACCAAUAUUAGUGUGUCCAAUUAUGUUCCCUUACUGCAGCAAUUCCCCACAACACCCAAGGAGAUACCGUGACUAUGCCAAUUAACUCUUUACACCCAGGAGGUUGGCAGCGAACCCUGCAGGUGUCCAUUUUGUGCUCACCAGGUGCCUGACCAUGAGAUUCAUGCUACCGUGAAGAGGAGAAACAGUCCCUGUCAUUUUCAAGUUUAAACAGAAAAAAAAUCUGCACAGCUGUGUACUAGAUGCUGCUAUCUCUGACGAUUCUACAGACUGUUAGGCUUAUCUUGGUAACUGUUCUAGGAACAACAGAAAUGAAAGAGAGAGGCAGUUACAGCUGAACAUUUGUACACAAAGUCAGUUCAAAGGACCUUAAAACAGCAAAUAACAAAGAAAUACACGUUACAGCACACGCAAAUAUUUACACAGUACCUUGUUCUCUUACCAACAGCCUCUUGUCUUCACAAAGACUGCCCAGCACAAACCUUUGGUUACUGUUUAAAUACCUGCCUGCAGGUGCCACCAAUUCAAUUAAAUUAAACAAAUACACCUGUGGCUGUGCAAACACAGCCACACCCCCAUUUAUCUGGCAGGGACAGAAAUUAACCCUAUCCCUGCCAACCACCAACACAUUUUUUCAGGCAGGGAUUUGCCCUGCCACAAUAUAUUUUGAAGAUAUUCACUAAGCAUUUGAAAAUGUAGUGUAAUUACAGCUGAGGGCAAGCUCUUGUGUAACAAAUUAAGAAUCUCUCCCUUUACAGGCUAAAAGUCCUGCUGAUUUCAAUGCAGUUAAUUAGCUUCCAGUUGAGAGUUGCUGUGGAAGCUGAGUGCGGGGGCAUGGGCAUGUUCAUCCUCUUGAUGUUGAAACCUCAGUUCUGUCUUCUUGGUUCAGAGCUAAUCAGAGCGCUACUCCCCCGAUUUCGCUCCCUGUGGCUUCUCCUCAUGGAUUGAAAUGGUGAGAUGGGACCACUUCAGGACGUGGUUCAUUUCUGAAGAGCCCUCAGCAGUCAGCCAUAUGAAAUAUAACCUUCUACCAGCCUUUCGUUUUUUACGGAAGCAGUUUUAUUUUUUAUUAUCAGCAUAUUUAAGGGUGUUACAUAUAAUUAGAACCUUUUUUGUAUAGCAUUAUACUCCUUUUAGGUGAAGUUGUGUAAAUGUAACUUAAUUUAGAGCAACCAGAAAGUGUGGUAAGGAGAUGUUUAUCGAUGAGACAGCAUUUUGCUAGGAAUCCCUCCAUAAGGAUCUUAGAAAGCUAAAGUUAGCCCUAGCUAUAUUAGUAAUGGUUAUAGUGGUGCUGCAAUUUUGAUUUAUUCUAGGCAAGGAUAGUCUUUUUAAUGCAUCAGUCAAACCAGCAUAUAGACAUUACUGAGAGAAAGGGGGCAGCUGUAAACAAGAGUCAUUGCUGAGAAGCAGGCAAACAGGAACCACCAAAGAACACAAAUGAACCUUGAUGGUUACAGCUUCCAGCAAUUAGAUCCUGGAAUUGUCAUCUCCUGUGUAUGCAGCUUCUUGUUCCACCAAUAACUGUACAUGUGUGUCUGUGACUGUGUCAAACACCUGCUGUCCCUUUUCCCUCGCCAUGGAGAAUGGGAUCUAAAGAGCUGCAGAUGGGAAGUAGCUUCAGGAUGCAGAAGCUCGGGGGAGGUGACAGUGUCGUUGAACCAGAACAAACACCUCGGGCAGCACAGCCACUAUUCACAAGGAUAUAGACUUCUCGAGUAAGUUAUGUUAUUCCUGAGGGAAGA
Acipenser ruthenus (sterlet) is the source of this 2707-nucleotide messenger RNA. RefSeq lists its product as uncharacterized. Lineage: Eukaryota; Metazoa; Chordata; Actinopteri; Acipenseriformes; Acipenseridae. The record is from RefSeq and is a predicted model, not a curated record. Bases 62 to 388 code for a protein of 108 amino acids. The transcript is spliced from 4 exons.